Emiliania huxleyi CCMP1516 is the source of this 507-nucleotide messenger RNA. RefSeq lists its product as hypothetical. The coding region runs from base 1 to 507 and encodes 168 amino acids. The transcript has 2 exons. Gene Ontology annotation, biological process: late endosome to vacuole transport via multivesicular body sorting pathway; protein targeting to vacuole. NCBI's taxonomy places the organism in Eukaryota, Haptophyta, Isochrysidales, Noelaerhabdaceae. The record is from RefSeq and is a predicted model, not a curated record.
AUGGGCCUACUUGACGACGACGACGACUACACCAGCGCUGUUGCCACUGCAGGCAGCUUCCUCGGCGGCACGUUCACCGCUCUCGGCUGGUGGCUCUUUGUCGGCUACCUGCUACAGGCGGGCGCUGAGGCGGAGUGGGCGUCCCCUCCGCCCGUCAACUCGACGCUGCCGCUCGCGCCGGCCGGGCUGCGCAGCGGCGCCUAUUGGGCGCCAGGCAUUCUGCAGACCGCGGCGCUGGUGAUGCUCAACGCCCUAAACUGGGAGGCGGUGAGCGAGGACACGCUGGGCGAUGCGAGCGUCGCGCUGCGCGCGAGGCUGUGGGUAACGGUGUGCUUUGUGGUCAUGUUCACCGCGCUGGGCGGCGCCAUCUGGAUCCUCGUAGAGAAUGCAGCCGACGAGCGGGCGUGGAAGGGUGCAGGCCCGGCGGUAGUCGCGCAGAACGCUUGCAUCUUUGCAGGCUCGCUCAUCUUCCGAGCAUCCCGCCGGCACGGCGAGCACGCCAUGUAG